CUUUCUUAACAAGCUGCUGCUUUGAGUUAUGUUGUGCUCCUUAAGAAACUUGUCUCGACUUGUAAAAAACGUAAUGUUUAACAAUUCACUCAAUAUGAUUUGGUUUCAUUUAGCAUCUCAUCUGAUAAUAAAAGAAGCUUACAGAAAAGAAAUUGAUGGUAAGCCUUACGGAAACCCAAACACAAUAUCUUAUUGAAUGUUCGGUGUAGUAUUGGAUUUUGGUUGCUUAGGUCGGAUUUCAUAUACAGCCUGAUGCUAGAUUCUUUUAGCAUCGAGUUGGUGUAAGAGCUGUUCGUUUGGUCGACGCAGCCACCUGCGUCUGCGUCUGCGUCAAUGUUUUCCGUUCCGGCUUGUUCGUUUAAUUGACGCGGGUACCUGCGUCUGCGUCUGCGGCCGAACGCUGCGUCAUGUUUCUAACGCCGUAAAAUCCUGCGUCUGCGUCUGUUUUUUGCGUCAACUUAAGCUAAUUACAGUUUUACCCCUAACCUAAUUUAUUAUUUACAAAUAUACCUAAAGUCUAAUAGCCGCAGACGCAGCCUUUCUCCCCAUCGACGCAGCCCUCUUCUCUCGAUCUCAGACGCCUCUCAAGCUCUCUGUCUCGAUCCCGACAUCUCAAGCUCUCUCUCUCGAAGCUCUCUCUUCUCCAUAUAUCUCGAUCUCAAACCCAGCUCUCUCUCUCUCGAUCUCUCGAUCUCGAACCCAGCUCUCUCUCUCUCGGUCCAUCUCGAUCUCGAAGCUCUCUUCUCCAUGGCAUCUCAUCUCGAAGCUCUCUCUUCUCCAUAGCAUCUCGAAGCUCUCUUCUCCAUAGCAUCUCGAGCUCGGCCAAACCCAUCUCUUCCUUUUCUCCAUGAGGUAAUUGUCUCUGUUCUAAAGCACUUAAGUGUGGUCCGUGUUCAGCCUUGUCUCAAGUUCUCCGAAGCUUCUUCAUCUCUCACUCUAUCGUAAGGUCUCAGACUCGCAAGCUGCUCAAACCCUCUCUCAGGCUCACUCUCUCGAUGGCAAAAGAUAUGCUUGAAAGAUGGAUAUUGCAAGAUGAAGAUGGAGAUUAUGAUGAUGAACUUGGUUUGUUUGAUGCGCCUAUUACUGAGAGAUUGAGUCAUAGAACAGAUAGAGGAGCAGGAUGGCGACAUGUUCAACAACUUAUGUAUGAAUCUGAUCAGCAGUGUUAUGACAUUCUUCGCAUGAAUCAAAGGACGUUUGAAGCUUUGUGCAAGAUGCUAGGUGAGCGAUAUGGAUUGAAAGAGACUCACCAUGUCUACCUUGAGGAAUCUGUUGCGAUGUUUCUCGAGACUGUUGGUCAAGAUAAGACGAAGCGGGAUAUUGCUGCAAGGUAUCAAAGAUCAGUGGAUACGGUCCAAAGGAAGCUUGAUGAAGUUUUGAGUGCUCUUCUCAAGUUUGCGGAGGAUACACUAAGACCACAGGAAGGCGAGUUUGGAAGAGUAAGUCCUGUUUUGAGAAAUGAUGAUCGGUAUUGGCCUCAUUUCAGAGAUUGUAUCGGAGCACUUGACGGAACGCAUGUCCCAGUUCGCCCUCCAAGUCAAAAUGCAGAAGCAUACAGAGGCAGGAAGCAAGAUCCUACAAUGAAUGUUCUUGCUAUAUGUAACUUCGAUAUGAAGUUCAUAUAUGCAUAUGUCGGUGUACCUGGUAGAGCACAUGAUACAAAGGUCUUGACUCAUUGUGCGAGGAAUGAGGCUUCUUUCCCACAUCCUCCUCCUGGAAAGUAUUAUCUAGUUGACUCCGGAUAUCCGACGAGGACAGGUUAUCUUGGUCCGCAUCGUAAUAUGCGAUAUCAUCUUGGUCAAUUUGCUACAGGAGGACCACCAGUUAGUGCACGAGAGUUGUUUAACCGAAAGCAUUCAGGUCUUCGAUCAGUGAUUGAGAGGACAUUUGGAGUAUGGAAAGCAAAAUGGAGGAUUUUGGAUCGUAAGCAUCCAAAGUAUGGUCUGGUCAAGUGGAUUAAGCUGGUGACAGCGACAAUGGCGCUACACAACUUCAUACGUGAUUCACAUCGGGAAGAUCAUGAUUUUGUACAGUGGCAAAGUGGCGAUGGUGGAGAAGGAGAAGAAGCUGAUAGUGACGGUGAUGAAGAAGAAGAAGAAGAAGAAGAAGAAGAAGAUGAUGAUGAUGAUGGUGGUGGUGGUGGACAUAUUGUAUAUGAGCCAACCGGUGAUAAAGCGAUGGAAGCUUUGCGUGAUAACAUCACAAAUGAAUAUGGUAGAGGUCGUUUACCGUUUUAAAUGUUUUUUUUUUGCUUAUAACUUUGAUGAUCAUUUAUAUGUGAUAUUUAUUUAAGACUUAAUGUUUUUUCUUUUAUAAUCAACUUAAUGUAUUAUUUAGCUUUUGUUUAGUGAUAAAUAUUUUGAAGUAUUA
This is a messenger RNA of Brassica napus (rape), 2370 nucleotides long. Its product is annotated as protein ANTAGONIST OF LIKE HETEROCHROMATIN PROTEIN 1. The transcript has 3 exons. The record is from RefSeq and is a predicted model, not a curated record. NCBI's taxonomy places the organism in Eukaryota, Viridiplantae, Streptophyta, Magnoliopsida, Brassicales, Brassicaceae. Bases 996 to 2237 code for a protein of 413 amino acids.